Molecule: messenger RNA, 1610 nt
Organism: Amphibalanus amphitrite
Lineage: Eukaryota; Metazoa; Arthropoda; Thecostraca; Balanomorpha; Balanidae
Product: serine/threonine-protein kinase/endoribonuclease IRE1-like
Exons: 13
Coding region: 111-1610 (499 amino acids)
Biological process (GO): mRNA processing; intrinsic apoptotic signaling pathway in response to endoplasmic reticulum stress; protein phosphorylation
Cellular component (GO): IRE1-TRAF2-ASK1 complex
Molecular function (GO): protein serine/threonine kinase activity; ATP binding; RNA endonuclease activity
Source: RefSeq, a predicted model, not a curated record
GUCUGCUCAGGACUAUCGGGGUGGAAGCUCAGACAGACGACGCGGCCAUCCGUCAGACGCCCGCUGCUGCCGACCCGUCCUAGACAGACGGUUUCUCCGGUUAGCUGCCGAUGGGUGGCCAGGUUUCUUCAGAGCUGCGAGUUGUGAAAGAGGUUCGUAAAGGAGAAGUGAUUUCUGUCGGCUCCAUCAAGUAUAAUAAGAAGAAACUUCUGGGAGAAGGAAGCUUUGGGACGGCUGUUUAUCAGGGACAGUGCGGAAGGCGGGAAAAUGUGGCAGUGAAACGUAUACUCUACAUCGAUGAAAAGCAAGAAGACUUCAUUGAAAAAGAAAUCAGACACCUUCAAAAACUAGAAGAAGAUGGCAUCAAUGUCAUCAGGUACUACCACGUGGAAAAGUCAAAAAGAUUCUACUUCAUCGCUAUGGAGCUAGCAGUCGGCACAGUGGACGACUACGUGGAAAGAAAGCAGCACACUUCAGAGGUUGAUGAAAUUGCCAUCCUCCGAGACUCGUCCAUUGCACUUGAAUGGCUACACGGCCAGACUAUAAUUCAUAGGGACAUCAAGCCAUCGAACAUUUUGCUGGUUAAGAACAAGAGAGGUGAAACCGUGGCUAAACUCGCCGACUUUGGCGUAUCCAAGGACCUGACAACGAGCAAAUGGACAAUGUCUGGUACCGUCGGCACUCAGGGAUGGAUGGCUCCGGAGGUGAUUGCGGGCGAGCAGGAAACUCCUGGUGCGGCGGACGUGUUUUCCCUCGGCUUGGUCUUCUUCUACGUCCUCUCCAAAGGAAGACAUCCAUUUUUCAAAACUGCACGACACAUGAAGAUGAACAUUCGAGAUGCAGAGGCAUGCCUAGAAGCUUUCCAAGAGGGUUCAGCAAAGACGCUGAUCGCAGAAAUGAUACGGCUACUACCAAAAGAUAGACCAUCAAGCAAGUACGUGGCUAACCAUCCGACCUUUUGGAACGAGGAGAAGAGGAACAACUUCAUCCAGGUCAUUAGUGACGUCAUCAAAGAUGGAAAUGACGAAGAGUUGAGAGCUGUUGUCAAUAAAGAUCCCACUCGGGUGUUCGGAGAGGAGCAAGGUGAGCCCAAGGACUGGAGAAAAAUAAUCGACACCUCACUGGACAAAAGCUCCUUCAAGAGCUACAAAGAGCCGACCACAUUUGAGCUGCUGCGACUGGUUCGAAAUAAGCUCCACCACUUCAAUGAACUGUCUGAAGAGGUACGAUCCAGUAUGGGCUUUUCGACUCCCAGUGGACUUGUCGACUACAUAGCCGGCAUGUUCCCUCUUCUGCUGGUGCAUGUGUGGGAGGCAGCAAGAAUCCGUCGCGAUAAACCACACCUGCGGAAGUUCUACACUGCCGUGGAUGCUAUCAUCAAGGUGGGCCCAAACACUAUCAUCCUUCCGGCCGGAGUCGGUCUCAUCGAGCUGACGGAGCUGCGGAGCUCACGGGAGACUGUGGAGCGGCUGUCAGUCACCGCCGCCGACCUCCCGCGACUGAGGGAGCAGCUGCCAGAGGGCCUCAGGCGCCUCAAUGUCAGAGGGCCGGAGGUGACGGAGCCGAGGUGGCCGGGAGAGUCCCGUUGGGAUGGUCUGUGUGAUACAUAG